Messenger RNA from Mugil cephalus (flathead mullet), 2567 nucleotides. Its product is annotated as proton channel OTOP2-like. The transcript is spliced from 6 exons. The record is from RefSeq and is a predicted model, not a curated record. NCBI's taxonomy places the organism in Eukaryota, Metazoa, Chordata, Actinopteri, Mugiliformes, Mugilidae. The coding region runs from base 1 to 1794 and encodes 597 amino acids. Gene Ontology annotation, biological process: proton transmembrane transport. Gene Ontology annotation, molecular function: proton channel activity. Gene Ontology annotation, cellular component: membrane.
AUGUGUUACAACACUGGCCAUCCGUGCAACUGUCUCACCGAUGGCGGUCUAUGUGAACCAUGUAGGAUGACGGCAAAAGACAACGAGGCGGAGGAGGCCCACCUAUCCAACAACAUAAAUGUGCCGGGUCAAGCAGGGAGCACGUGUGAGGCGGACCUGAACACCUCUUCCACUGAAGUCGUAAAGGAGCGGGGCCGAAACUGGGGAUGGAUGCUGUCUGGAAUCAUUUGCGUGAACGUUUUAAUUCUGGGAUGUGCCUUGGUCAGUGGCAGUGCAUACAGCAGUGUAAACAUCAGCACCCCAGACCUGCAGGUUUUCCUCAUCAUCCUCCUCCUCCUUUCCUCCAUCUGGAUGAUUUAUUAUUCCAUAUACACAACCAGGAACAAAAAUGCUGUUGUAUACAAGGAUGACCAUGCUGGACCUGUGUGGCUCAGGGGAGGACUUGUGCUAUUUGGACUCCUAAGUAUUAUAAUGGACAUUUUCAAGAUAGCCAGCUAUGUGGGAUACCUCCACUGUGAUUCUGCUGUGAAGGUCGCAUUUCCUGUGAUCCAACUUGUUUUCAUAGUUGUGCAGACAUACUUUUUGUGGAUCCAUGCCAAAGACUGCGUACAGCUACAAAACAACCUUACACGGUGUGGGUUGUUGCUCAUCCUCUCCACAAAUCUAGUCAUAUGGAUGACUGCAGUUACAGAGGAGUCCCUUCAUCAUACAACUGUCCCUGACUAUCCGGACAACGUCACUAAACUGUCUGGACGGCAAACAUACAUCAGUAAAGCAAGUUAUGGAGACGAUAAGUGCAAGUGCAGCCACACUUCAUGCAGCAUCUUCAAGAAUGCCUACUACUACCUGUACCCCUUCAAUAUUGAGUAUAGCCUCUUUGCCUCUGCCAUGGCUUACGUUAUGUGGAAGAAUGUAGGUCGAGUAGCAAGCGAACAUGGCCAUCACAGCAUCAAAUUUAGUGUAAAGGAUGUAUUUCUCGGCCCUGUUUUAGGGGUCCUCUUGGUAAUUGCUGGCCUGGCAACGUUAAUUGUAUAUGAGAUGGAGAUGCAAAAAGAUGACUAUGAUGAUAACAAGAAAGACAAGGCAGUGAUGAUGCACUUUGUCAUGAAUAUAAUCAUAGUAACCCUGAUGUCCAUUUCAACUGUGAUCGGCAGUGCCAUAUACAAAGUGGAUCACAGAGAGCAUGUAACAGACAAAAACCCCACUCGCAGCCUGGAUGUGGGGCUGCUGGUGGGAGCCUCACUGGGACAGUUCAUCAUCAGCUAUUUCUCUAUCAUAGCUAUGAUUGCAACUGGAGCCAAAGGCUACCUGAACGGGCUCAACUUGGCCUGGGGUAUACUGAUGGUGAUCCAGCUCGGCCUGCAAAACUUUUUCAUAAUUGAAGGCAUGCACCGGGAGCCCUUCCACGAGGUGCAGCCAGUCACUGUGGUUGCAAAUCCAUACGUGCUGCAGCCAAGCAAAGAUCUGAGCAGCCUUGAAGGAACAGACAUGGACACAAAACCAAGUCCUGCGCCUAUAGCACUCAGCUUGCAUAGCCACACUGCCGAGCACAGACACAAACUGUCAUGGAAGAGACGGGUAUUGAAGGAGGUCUCUGCGUUUCUGUUGCUGGGAAACAUUUUGCUAUGGAUCUUGCCUGCAUUUGGCGCUCGCCCCCAGUUUGACCAUGAUUCUGAAACUGAAUUCUACAAUUUCAACAUGUGGGCUGCUAUUGUGAAUGUGGGACUUCCUUUUGGCAUAUUUUACCGAAUGCAUUCAGUCGCCAGCUUAUUUGAGGUCUUUGUGAACUCAUAACACAAGAGCAUAUGAUAUGUACAGCCAACUAUUUUGUAAAAUGGAAUCUGUAUAGAUGAUUUAUGUCUUUUUAAGUCUGAAAGGUAGAAACUAAUCAACAAAUAUUUUCACUAUGCUGUCUCUCAUUAUUUUUUUGUCAUGAUCAUGUUAUUUUAAGAAGUCAUGUUUUAUUGCGAUGCAGAUAUUGUUUAACCUGAUUUAUGAUUUACGAUUCAGGCUCUCACAUGAAAUAAAUUAACAUGUAAACAAGCAGAAUGAAAGAGAAUGAUCCAUCGUAUCUACAGUUAUUAUUAUUGUUGCUUUUGAUUGUUUUUGUUUGCUGUAAUUGAUGCAGGUGCAACUGUUAAUACUAGUUAAAACUGAUGAUAUUCUUAAAUGACUAGUAAACCCCUUUUUUAUUAUUAUACACCAAUGAGGAAUAACAUUAUAUUGUGUUAUAUUGUAUAUUGUAUAUCCUUAUAUUGUGUAGAGCUCUCUUGUGACUCACCAGAGAAUGGUCAUGGGACUUCUGAGGGUGUCCUGUGGUGUCUGGAAACACAGUGUUGAUAUUGGGGGUGUUUGGGUCUUAGGGGUUGAGGGGAGGGGCCUCUGCGGAUCAUUCCACUGAUACUUGAUCAGUUUGGGGUCUAGUGAAUUUGGAGGCCAGGUCAACACCUUGUGCUGUUCUUUGCGUUUUUUGAGUUGUUCCUAAACCGUUUUUGUGUGUGUCUGUGUCAAGCUGGAUUCUGCUGGAGAUGGCCCCUGUUGCAUCAAUUAGAGGUUGUAGUAUAUUA